Nerophis lumbriciformis (worm pipefish) is the source of this 2577-nucleotide messenger RNA. It is a transcript of the gene rsad2, whose product is annotated as radical S-adenosyl methionine domain containing 2. Gene Ontology annotation, biological process: defense response to virus; positive regulation of immune response. Gene Ontology annotation, molecular function: catalytic activity; 4 iron, 4 sulfur cluster binding. Lineage: Eukaryota; Metazoa; Chordata; Actinopteri; Syngnathiformes; Syngnathidae. The record is from RefSeq and is a predicted model, not a curated record. Gene Ontology annotation, cellular component: lipid droplet; mitochondrion; endoplasmic reticulum membrane.
AAAGCUGUGCGUGGAAAUGAACCUGUCCUCCAUAGUUGUAGAUCAUCUGCUGCCUGUGCAGCUCUGCAUCAUGACCGUCUUCUCCUUUUUCAACAGACUCUUGGACAAACUUUACUCCUGGAGAGCGUGCACAGGACCAGGCACUGAAACAGGAGUCAGCAAAAGAAGUCCAAAUGCAGUUACUCCGACCAGCGUCAACUACCAUUAUACACGCAAGUGUAACUACAAGUGUGGCUUUUGUUUCCACACUGCAAAGACAUCCUUUGUGCUGCCUCUGGAGGAAGCAAAGAGGGGCCUUAAACUCCUGAGGGAUUCAGGAAUGGAAAAGAUCAACUUCUCUGGUGGAGAACCAUUCUUGCAUGAAAAGGGCGACUAUCUUGGAAAAUUGGUCCAAUACUGUAAACAAGAGCUACAACUUCCAAGUGUCAGCAUUGUCAGCAAUGGUAGCAUGAUCAAAGAAACGUGGUUCCAAAAAUAUGGCAGCCAUCUUGACAUCCUGGCCAUAUCCUGUGACAGUUUUGAUGAAGCGACCAACCAGCUGAUUGGCCGAGCUCAAGGCAAGAAGAGCCACCUGAACUGUCUGUACAACAUCCGGAACUGGUGCCAGAAGUAUAAAGUGGCCUUCAAAAUCAACUCAGUCAUCAACACCUUCAACGUGGACGAGAACAUGGCAGAGCCCAUUGUUCAGCUCAGCCCGGUCCGAUGGAAGGUCUUCCAAUGUCUGCUGAUUGAUGGUGAAAAUGUGGGCGAGAAAGCCCUGAGAGAGGCCGAGAGGUUCACCAUCAGCGACCAACAGUUUCAGGAGUUUCUGGACAGACACAGCAGUGUCUCCUGCUUGGUUCCUGAGUCCAAUGAGAAGAUGAGGAAUUCUUACUUGAUCUUGGAUGAAUACGUAAAUGCGUUUCUUGGACUGUCGAGAGGGUCGAAAAGACCCGUCGAAGUCCAUCCUCGAUGUCGGCGUGGAAGAGGCCAUCACUUUCAGUGGCUUUGACGAGAAAAUGUUUCUAAAAAGGGGAGGAAAGUAUGUGUGGAGCAAAGCAGACAUGAAGUUGGAGUGGUAACAUUGUACGAUUCCUGAACUUGAUACACUGUACAUACAAACUUUCUGUUGUUUUUGUCAAAAAUGUUUUUUUUGCUGUUAACAUGCCAGGUGGUUGUUAUUACAGGGUGUCCUGAUUCAUUAUUAAUAUUGGAAAUCGGUCUGAUAUCAGCAUUAAGUAGUUCUGCAGUGCAGAGCUAAAGAGCCAGCUAAAAGCUAAAGGAUCUCCACAAGGUUGGUCUUUUCUUUUAUUUAGUGAAGUCAUUUAUAAAAUGUAAAAAAAAAAAAAUAGUAGGCCAUGGGCUACAUGGAGCUAGCAACUACCCAACAGCCAAGCACACAAUAGCAAUAAUCUAUACAUAAGUAAUAAGUGUCCUAAUAAUUAUAAGCAAUAAUUAUACCUGCAUAUUUAUUACAGAUACAAAGACAUUUUCCAAGAUUUGAUUAAUAAUUUAAAAUCAUAAUCCAAAGGGAGAAUUUGGCUUUCACUUUAAAUUUUAUUUUAUGUAUCAAUCAAUCAAUCAAUCAAUGUUUAUUUAUACAGCACAAAAUCACAAGUGUCUAAAAGGGCUGCACAAGCCACAACAACAUCCUUGGUUCAGAUCCCACAGAAGGGCAAGGAAAAACUCACAACCCAGUGGGAUGAAAAAAUAUAUUGUAUAAAUAUGCCAAAUAAAAUGUAUUCUCUAGUAAAUGCCAGUUCUCACUGGCAUUUAUUGAAGGCCUUUCCCUUUCCAAUGGCAUUUGUUUACAUUGAGGAGCGCUAGCUUUUGUUAGCGGUGACGCCGGUGAGCUAUUGUAUCCUCCUACCGUGUGUAGUGAAGCAGGUUUAGCUAUUCCUCGUCCCGCAGGGAUAAUACUUUUAAGAAAUGUAGUUUGUCGCCAUGGAGGCGAGGAUUAGUGACUUAGAAGUAGCUAAAAUACUACCAACCGCGGAUGGACAUUAGCCACGAGCUACCUCGCCAUGUUUUAUAGCACCUCUUGUAGAGUGGCGUUUCAGUGUUGUAGCUUCACCUUUAUUGUUAGUUUUUAAGCCAAAAUGCAUCCGUUCGCUCUUUUCUGUCGACGCACUGUGUCUGCUUAUAAGUACUCUGUGAUUGUGCGUUGCCGAACAUGCUCCUCUGCACUGCUUGUAAAACCAGCAAUGUCACAACGUGAUUACAGCGCGCUGUCAUGCCCGUUAAAAAAAAAGAAAUGGGAAGCGGUAUUUUUCAAACGGAGUACCGUUUUUGAUUCAUUAGCACUGCGGUACUUUACUAGUACCAGUAUACCGUACAACCCUACCAGACUGUGGCCCUCUCAAUAGGAGCCGAGUCUAUAAUCGAUUUUUUUUACUCAUCCUUCCCCAGCGUCUAUCUUUUUCCCACCUUUUAUGGAGCGCCGUAUGUGGCAACCCGUCAGCGUUCCUGUUCUGUAACCCUGAACAAUGUUUGUCUAAUCUUGAAUGGGUUUGUGCUGAAAAUAAAAUGUUUUUGUACUUGUGCAAUGGCAAUAAAGAUCCAUCCUUCCAUCCAUGUGGAGAUCUCUCUACCUCUGUA